Messenger RNA from Erinaceus europaeus (western European hedgehog), 7349 nucleotides. It is a transcript of the gene MAP3K5, whose product is annotated as mitogen-activated protein kinase kinase kinase 5. The coding region runs from base 967 to 5088 and encodes 1373 amino acids. Gene Ontology annotation, molecular function: MAP kinase kinase kinase activity; ATP binding. The record is from RefSeq and is a predicted model, not a curated record. Lineage: Eukaryota; Metazoa; Chordata; Mammalia; Eulipotyphla; Erinaceidae. Gene Ontology annotation, biological process: cellular response to stress; protein phosphorylation; intrinsic apoptotic signaling pathway in response to oxidative stress. The transcript has 30 exons.
CGAGCCGACCAGUCGUGGCGUGCGCUCUGGGUUUCCGCCUGCUCUAGGGCUGGCUAGGUGGGGGCUGGUUAGCGAAGGCUGGGAACCUUGGCCCGGCGCCGGGCGCUCGGGCUGCUUUGAGGUCCGCGAGCAGCUGCGCCAUCGGUUUCGUCCAGGCUGGAGCUUCCCAGCAUCGCCCUCCCCCGGGGCGGGCCCUGACUCUCGCUGCCGCGCUGAGUGGGCGGUAAGAAGCCGGUGGCCGCCUGGCGAGCGACUCCUUCGAGCGGCGGUUCCAGAGACGAGAUUGGCGCCGGGACACAGCAGUUGGGGCGAUCACUAGACGAGGAAGUAAGGCUAGGGGAGACGGAGGGAAAACCAAUAUCUAUACAUAUAUACAGCAGAUGAAAGGGAGUUGUCUUCCUGGAGGGAGGCGGGUCCUUUUCGCUACUGCCGCGGCAGUUCCUGGCCGUAGUCCCAACAACCUGCCCGCCUGCCCGCCCGCCCGCCUGUAAACUACGGGCCAGGCAGCUCUCCGCUCUGGGGAGCUCAUCCCCCGAACCCCCUUCUUGAGCGCCCCGCUCGGAAAAAGACGCGGCUGCGCUCGGGCUGGCCAGGGCGCACCGCACCCCGAGCGAGGCGCCCUUGAGCUGCGUCGCCGCUCCGGUUUGCGAGUCGACUUGUCUGCCCGCCAAGAGAAGGAAGCGCGGUCCCUUCCCGCUCACCCCGGCUUCCCCACCCCUGACGCUCCACGCCCUGCAGCUGGAGGAGAGCGGCACGGCCACGGAGGCGCCGAGGAGGGGCGAGCCGCCGCGGAGCAGCGGCGUCCCUUCGGGGGAAAGGGCUCCGGAGAGGAGACGGCGGCGCGGCGCAGAAGGCGGGACGCGCGAUGGCAGCUGCUUAGCCCGGCGCGCGCGGAGCAGCCCCGAGCUGUGGCUGGCCCGGCGGUGCGCCUGGGCAGGGGACGCCGCCGCACCACCGCCGGCAGAGAUGAACGCGGAGGCGGGCGAAGGCAUCACUUUCUCGGUGCCACCCCUCGCUUCUUCGGGCCUCAGUGCCUUGGCCGAAGGCAGCAGCUGCCGAAGGGGAGGAGCGGCGCCCGUGGCUGAGGGUGAGGACAGUCGGCUCCCGCCGCCGCCGCCGGGCAGCUUCUGGAACGUGGAGAGCGCCGCCACCCCUGGCACCUGCUGUCCCGCAGGCACCUCCGGGAGCAGUGCCACCCGAUGCCGGGGCAACCCCGGCCCCAGCGGCGGCCGGCGGACCACCGUGGCAUAUGUGAUCAACGAAGCGAGCCAAGGGCAGCUGGUGGUGGCCGAGAGCGAGGCGCUGCAGAGCCUGCGGGAGGCGUGCGAGGCAGUGGGCGCCACCUUGGAGACCCUGCAGUUUGGCAAACUGGACUUUGGGGAAACCACGGUGUUGGAUCGUUUUUACAACGCAGAUAUUGCCGUGGUGGAGAUGAGUGAUGCCUUCCGUCAGCCAUCCUUAUUUUACCACCUUGGAGUGAGAGAAAGUUUCAGCAUGGCCAACAACAUCAUCCUAUACUGUGAUACAAAUACAGAUUCUCUGCAGUCACUAAAGGAAAUCAUUUGCCAGAAGAAUACUAUGUGCACUGGGAACUACACAUUUGUUCCUUAUAUGAUAACUCCACAUAACAAGGUCUACUGCUGUGACAGCAGCUUCAUGAAGGGUUUAUCGGAGCUUAUGCAGCCAAAUUUUGAGUUGCUUCUCGGACCCAUCUGCUUACCUCUUGUGGAUCGUUUCAUUCAGCUUUUAAAGGUGGCACAAGCAAGUUCCAGCCAGUAUUUCCGGGAAUCUAUACUCAAUGAUAUCAGGAAAGCUCGUAAUUUAUACACUGGUAAAGAACUGGCAGCUGAAUUAGCAAGAAUUCGGCAGCGAGUAGAUAAUAUUGAAGUCUUGACAGCAGAUAUUUUCAUAAACCUGUUACUUUCCUACAGAGAUAUACAGGACUAUGAUUCUAUUGUGAAGCUAGUAGAGACUUUAGAAAAGCUGCCAACCUUUGAUUUGGCCUCCCAUCACCAUGUGAAGUUCCACUAUGCAUUUGCACUGAAUAGGAGAAACCUCCCUGGGGAUAGAGCAAAAGCUCUUGAUAUUAUGAUUCCCCUGGUGGAAAGUGAAGGACAAGUUGCUUCUGAUAUGUAUUGCUUAGUUGGUCGAAUCUAUAAAGACAUGUUUUUGGACUCUAAUUUCAUGGACACUGAAAGCAGAGACCAUGGAGCAUCUUGGUUCAAAAAGGCAUUUGAGUCUGAGCCAACACUACAGUCAGGAAUUAAUUAUGCAGUCCUUCUUCUGGCAGCUGGACACCAGUUUGAAUCUUCCUUUGAGCUCCGGAAAGUUGGGGUGAAGUUAAGUAGCCUUCUUGGGAAAAAGGGAAACUUGGAAAAACUCCAGAGUUACUGGGAAGUUGGAUUUUUUCUGGGUGCCAGUGUCCUGGCCAAUGACCACAUGAGAGUCAUCCAAGCAUCUGAAAAGCUUUUUAAACUAAAGACACCUGCAUGGUACCUCAAGUCUAUUGUAGAGACAAUCUUGAUAUAUAAACAUUUUGUGAAAUUGACUGCAGAACAGCCUGUGGCCAACCAAGAACUCAUGGACUUCUGGAUGGAUUUCUUGGUUGAAGCCACAAAGACAGAUGUUACUGUAGUAAGGUUUCCAGUAUUAAUAUUAGAACCAACCAAAAUCUAUCAGCCUUCAUAUUUAUCUAUCAACAAUGAAGUUGAGGAAAAGACAAUAUCUAUUUGGCAUGUGUUUCCUGAUGACAAGAAAGGUAUCCAUGAGUGGAAUUUUAGUGCUUCUUCUAUCAGGGGAGUAAGUAUUUCUAAAUUUGAAGAACGAUGCUGUUUUCUUUAUGUGCUUCACAAUUCUGAUGAUUUCCAAAUCUAUUUUUGUACAGAACUUCAUUGUAAAAAGUUUUUUGAAAUGGUGAAUACCAUUACUGAAGAGAAGGGGAGAAGCACAGAAGAAGAAUGUGAAGGUGACUCCAUGGAGUAUGACUAUGAAUAUGAUGAAAAUGGUGACAGAGUCAUAUUAGGAAAAGGCACUUAUGGGAUAGUCUAUGCAGGCCGUGACCUGAGCAACCAAGUCAGAAUCGCUAUCAAGGAAAUCCCAGAGAGAGACAGCAGAUAUUCCCAGCCCCUACAUGAAGAAAUAGCAUUGCAUAAGCAUCUGAAGCAUAAAAAUAUUGUCCAGUAUCUGGGCUCUUUCAGUGAAAAUGGUUUCAUUAAAAUUUUCAUGGAACAAGUUCCAGGAGGAAGUCUUUCUGCUCUUCUUCGUUCCAAGUGGGGCCCAUUGAAAGACAAUGAGCAAACAAUCGGAUUCUAUACCAAGCAAAUACUGGAAGGAUUAAAGUACCUUCAUGACAAUCAGAUAGUUCACAGGGAUAUAAAGGGUGACAAUGUGUUGAUUAAUACCUAUAGCGGUGUUCUCAAGAUCUCAGACUUCGGGACAUCAAAGAGGCUUGCUGGCAUAAACCCAUGUACUGAAACUUUUACAGGUACCCUUCAGUAUAUGGCACCAGAAAUAAUAGAUAAAGGACCACGAGGCUAUGGGAAAGCAGCAGAUAUUUGGUCCUUGGGUUGCACAAUUAUUGAAAUGGCCACAGGAAAACCACCCUUUUAUGAAUUGGGAGAGCCACAGGCAGCUAUGUUUAAGGUGGGAAUGUUUAAAGUCCAUCCGGAGAUUCCAGAGUCCAUGUCAGCAGAGGCAAAGGCAUUUAUAUUGAAAUGUUUUGAACCAGACCCUGACAAAAGAGCCUGUGCUAAUGACUUACUUAUUGAUGAAUUCUUAAAAGUUUCAAGCAGAAAGAAAAAGACACAACCUAAACUUUCAGUUCUUUCAGCUGGAUCAAAUGAGUAUCUGAGGAGCAUUUCCUUGCCUGUACCUGUCCUGGUAGAGGACACGAGCAGUAGCAGCGAGUACGGCUCAGUUUCUCCUGACACAGAGUUAAAGGUUGACCCUUUCUCUUUCAAAACAAGAGCCAAAUCCUGUGGAGAAAAAGAUGUCAAAGGAAUACGGACACUCUUUUUGGGCAUUCCAGAUGAAAAUUUUGAAGAUCACAGUGCCCCUCCUUCUCCUGAAGAAAAAGAUUCUGGAUUUUUUAUGUUGAGAAAGGACAGUGAAAGACGGGCCACACUUCACAGGAUCCUGACAGAAGAUCAAGAUAAAGUUGUGAGAAACUUAAUGGAAUCUUUGGCUCAGGGGGCUGAAGAACCCAAACUGAAAUGGGAGCAUAUCACAACUCUCAUUGUAAGUCUCAGAGAAUUUGUGAGAUCCACUGACCGGAAGAUCAUAGCCACCACACUGUCAAAGCUCAAGUUAGAGCUGGACUUCGACAGCCAUGGCAUUAGUCAGGUCCAGGUGGUGCUCUUUGGUUUUCAAGAUGCUGUCAAUAAAGUUCUUCGGAAUCAUAACAUCAAGCCACACUGGAUGUUUGCUUUAGACAGUAUCAUUCGAAAAGCAGUACAGACAGCCAUUACUAUUCUGGUUCCAGAACUGAGGCCACAUUUUAGCCUUGCAUCUGAGAGUGAUACUGCUGAUCAAGAAGACUUGGAUAUAGAAGAUGAUCAUGAGGAAAGGCCUUCAAAUCAAACUGUCCGAAGACCUCAUGCUGUCAUUGAAGAUGCUGUGGCUACCUCAGGGGUGAGCACACUCAGCUCUACCCUAUCUCAUGAUUCCCAGAAUGCUCACAGAUCACUGAGUGUGCAGCUUGGAAGGAUGAAAAUAGAAACUAACAGAUUACUGGAAGAAUUGGUCUGUAAAGAGAAGGAAUUACAAGCACUCCUACAUCAAGCGAUUGAAGAAAAAGACCAAGAAAUUAAACACCUGAAGCAUAAGUCCCAACCAAUCGAUAUUCCUCAAUUGCCUGUGUGCCACCUAAAUUCCCCUGGCAUGAAUACUGAAGACUCUGAACUUACUGAUUGGCUGAGAGAAAACGGAGCUGAUGAAGGCACUAUAAAUCAGUUUUUGGCUGAGGAUUACUCACUGGUCGAUGUUCUCUACUAUGUUACACGGGAUGAUUUAAAAUGCCUGAGACUAAGGGGAGGGAUACUCUGCACACUGUGGAAGGCCAUCACUGACUUUCGAGACAAACGGACUUGACUGUUCCAAAUUUGUUUCCAACCUUCUGUGAAGAUUCAAAAAAUUAAUCCAGACCUGAUCUUCUUAGGGAAAAGAGAAAAUUUAAGGGAGAGGAGAAAGAAGCUGCACUUUAAGUCCAGUAUUUGUUUACUUGUGUUAAAAAAAAUAGAAAUUUCCUCUAUUUCUAAAAUUCAUAAAGACUCUUCAAAAGGACACUCAAAAUAAUACUAAACAUUAGUAUGAAUAAUAUUUAGGAUUAUUUGAACAUAAACAUUUCUAGGGGAAUAUUUUUAAUUCAGCACCCAUUUGCACUUCGGCCAAAUGUAUCUUUCACACAAAAUGAAUAUAACAUUUCAUAUAAUUGUGCAUCACUGGAACAAAACUAAAAUGUGACCACAACUUUUUAGGCUUAAAUGUGCUUGUAAUAUACCUUGGUAAUCUGAGUAGGAAUGAAUAAUCUCAACUAUUAUAUGAAUUUUAUGUUUUUUAAGUGUGCAGAAUCUGAGAACAGUGAUUUUUAUUUAUCUGUAAGAAUUGUAAUAUUGACUAUCUUUUGUAACUUAAGUUUCUGGCUUAUAGUAUAUUUGUUUGAGUUGUUUAUGUACUACUAAACUGUACCAGUUGCACAUGCCUGAAUUCUAGUAAUGUUAGCUUGUUCUAAAGCUAUCCAUUGUGUUAUUUUUACUCUAAAAAGUAAAAAAAAAACCAGCUCUCAACAUACCUUUUUGAUAAAUUCUAAUGAGUUCUUAUUUUGUUUGGACAUAUGAGAUUAAUUACUGUAUCGAAAUUUUAGUCCUUUCUUCAACUAUAAUGUUAGAGUCUGCCUUCUAUCCAAAUCAUCAAAGAACAGCUGAUGUACAAGUUGUUUCUUAAGGUAGAAGAGUGGUAAGAGAGGGAAUAAAGUAAAUAAUAGUAAAAGAAAGUCAGUUUAUUUUUCUCAAGGUCUCAAGUUAUCUUGAAUAGCCUUUGAAUUGUGCCAAAGACACAAAGGGUCUAUAUAUGGCAUCCCAGUGGAGAACAUUGCUUCUAUUAACUCCUUAAUUUUCAUAUUUGAGGAGAAUAUUUUUAAGUUAAGGUAAGCCUGCCCACGUUAAUAUGAUUAAUUCCAAACCUCCUUGAUAGGUAGAAACUGAUUAAUGUAUGGGAUACAAAUACUUGAGCGCUGUUCAAAAAAGCAUGACUUGACCCCUAUAUAAACAGACUUUGAUAAAACGGGUGCCAUUUUUAUUUCGAGGUGUAACUACUAGAGUAGACUGGAGAAGUAGUCUUAGUGUUUCCUUUCUCCAAACUGCUUAUUUUGCUUUGUUCAAUUUCUAAGUCACCACAUAAAACAGUUUGGCAAACAAAUUAUUGCUGAGUCACUGGAAUGCCUACUGUGUCUGAGGCACUGUAGCAUAGCAGCAGAAGAAGCAAACACACUACUCAUCAAGUUCAGAAUGUAGGCAAAGUGCAUUAUGUCAUCAAGGACAUCUGCAGUCUGCAAACAAAUAAAAUAAAUGACUCCAGACUUUAGGGACACAAUAUAGAAAAUGAGAAGACAAAUUCCCUGUCACCAAAUAAUUCAUAUCAGAUUGAAGAAACAAAUUUGCAAUAAUGAAUUGAGCAUAAUGUGUGUUAAGGGCUAGUGAAGUAUUAAGCCCAGAGAAGUAUUAAGCUGGAGAGGCUGGGGACAGGCUUACAGGGGUCAGAGCAAGUGGAACAGCUUUAUUAAGAAGAUGGAUUUCAACUGGUAUUUUAGAAAGAAGGAAUUAAGUCAGGACUAGGAUAUCACUUUGGACAGAGAACUCCAAGAAUACAGGCAGGGAACAAAGAUUUGCAAAGUGUUUUGGAGAACACAGACACUUGGAUUUAAUUAAGGCAUAUACAGUUUUAAUUACAUAUAGUUGAAAAUGUGAGUUACAGAAAUUAAAGUGGAAAAUAGAUAAGUCAGGCAGGGAUAGAGGAUUACCAGAGAGGAAAGGAAAUAUGUAGAAAUGAGGAAUCUAUGAAAGGUUUUUGAGCAAGGAAGAGGUGUGAAGUAUCUGUAUGAUAUUAACCUGGUAAAGUUCUGUGGGUAAAUUAGUGGAAACAAAAAUUGGACAGAGCAAUCAAGAGACAGUCUUAUGUAUGAGUGAGAGUCUAAUAGGAGCUACAGCAGAAUUUGAGGUAGAAUUAAAGUACCGAAUUCACAUGGUUUAGGAAUUAUGAUUUAGGCUGUGAUGACCAAAGAAUGGAAAGGAUAUAUAUUGAAUAUACUCAAGAGAACAUUUUUUAAUUUUUCAUAAAAAUGAAUCUUUAUUAAA